Molecule: messenger RNA, 1658 nt
Organism: Hemiscyllium ocellatum (epaulette shark)
Lineage: Eukaryota; Metazoa; Chordata; Chondrichthyes; Orectolobiformes; Hemiscylliidae
Product: doublesex and mab-3 related transcription factor 3, truncated-like
Exons: 2
Coding region: 202-1470 (422 amino acids)
Biological process (GO): regulation of transcription by RNA polymerase II; male sex differentiation
Cellular component (GO): nucleus
Molecular function (GO): protein binding; DNA-binding transcription factor activity, RNA polymerase II-specific; RNA polymerase II cis-regulatory region sequence-specific DNA binding
Source: RefSeq, a predicted model, not a curated record
GAUCCUUUCAUACAAAUCGUUUCACUUGAGUGACUUGAAAUAACUGCGUUAUAAAGCCGAGGCGCUGCAGCUUGGGGAUGUCCUCUCGCUCUUGAAUUCAGGCUGGCGUUUGCCUCUGUGCAGUUUUUACCCUUGAGAGAGGAAUUGAGGGGGGAGAGCCGAACCUUGCUGCGGCCAAAGCGCGACUUGGAAGUGAUUGGCAUGAAUAGCUACGGUGCUCCGUACUUGUAUGUACCGACCGCGUCUUCCCGAGUGCCAGCCCAGAGGACUCCCAAGUGCGCCCGUUGUCGGAACCAUGGCGUCCUGUCUUGGCUCAAGGGCCACAAACGCUACUGUCGCUUCAAAGACUGCACAUGCAGCAAGUGCAUCCUCAUCCUGGAAAGGCAGAGGGUCAUGGCCGCGCAGGUGGCCCUCAGGAGGCAGCAAAGCAACGAGGCUCCUUGCAACCUGCUGUUAUCCGAGGAUUACAGAGCGGUGUACCCGGCCCCCGAGAGACCGGAGCAGCCAGUCCCUUCCGACAGCGUGUACUCAGCCGCCGCCACAGGCAGGCACCGAGCCGGCGAGACCACACCUGCCGACCCUCUGCUCCAUCAGCACCCCGAUGAACAUGAAGAUGCCGAAGGAAACGAUGCAGAGAACAAGAUCACGGAAAGUGAGGUGGAAGAGCCAGUUUCCUCCACAGAUACCCAAAGCAGCGAUUUAUCAUUGCCCCUCCCGGAAGCAAACAUUGACAUCGAGCGGAAGAAGGAAAACAAAGAACAAAUUAAAGCUGCCGCCAGAUAUAACUUCAGUGACAUCAGGAAGUUCUUGAAGUCGGAAGAUGUGCUGAAGGACAUGACUCCUUCGGGGAAGUCUAAAACGCCUCCUCUUGAGGUUCUGGCCAAGGUAUUUCCGCAGCAGAAACAGUCCGUCCUGGAGCUGGUGCUGAAAGGUUGCAACAAUGAUUUGGUUUCAGCUAUUGAAACCUUACUGUCCAGUACCACCAGGCGAGCUGAAGGAUUGAAGAAUUACAACAAACCACAGACCUCCAAGGACAUAGCUGACUACAACUCUGGUCACUGUCCUUUAUCCUCAUCAGCUUGGUCUCUGAGUUCUGCCUUUAGAUCCCCGUCUGAUGCCUUCCAGAUAUCUCCAAACAGCCACAGUGUUGUAGCAAGCUUGCCCAAUGUCACCCAAACAAUUACACAACCCAGUCAUUACCCCGUGCCAACUCUUUUCAGACCAACUUUGUCUGGAUCUCAUCCCUUUGUUUCCAGUGAGUUUGCUCUGUGGAGCACAAUGACCUUUCAGCACCCUAGCCUGAGGCAACAGUUUACUUCCCUAGCUCACUCCACUAGUGCCCUGUUGGGAAGCACCACAAUGGUCCUACCUGCCCAAAAUGAGACUUCCCAGAAACCAUCUAUCUGUGAUGGGAAACUGGCAGAAAAAUCUUUGAAAUCUCUCGAAGAAAGACAAGAAGGCAAAAAGUAGCAAUUUGGAUUUCAUUUAAAUUCGUUAGGCCUGCUUUAUUAAACCUUGUGAACCAGCAAGUUGAUGUGUAAAACAAAAAGUUGCUCUGAAGAAUAAAUACUGACAAAGAAAAUCCUGAAAUGGACUUUGUUCAAUAGACGUCCAUCCUAAAUACCUGUCACAACUUCUUGUUGUUGUAAUAGUCAAUG